Messenger RNA from Aspergillus fumigatus Af293, 1359 nucleotides. Its product is annotated as putative geranylgeranyl pyrophosphate synthase. Gene Ontology annotation, biological process: isoprenoid biosynthetic process. The transcript is spliced from 3 exons. The coding region runs from base 1 to 1359 and encodes 452 amino acids. Lineage: Eukaryota; Fungi; Ascomycota; Eurotiomycetes; Eurotiales; Aspergillaceae. Gene Ontology annotation, molecular function: prenyltransferase activity. The record is from RefSeq and is a predicted model, not a curated record.
AUGGCUGCGUCGGCUUUACGGGCCUCCCUAGGAGUCGGUACCGUGAGCUCCAUGCACGGCUUGAAAGGAAAUGCAUUCAUGUCGAGGCACCUAACUGCAUUCAUGACCAAGUACGGGGCGGCCGGCAAAGCGCUCAUGGCAAGAUGCUUGGACAACUGGGUCCAGCCGCAGGAGUCACGAGUGGAAACAGAGCCUGUCAAUUUUGAGGAUUCUGUGGCCCGCCGAGUCGUGACUGUCGGGACAAGCUGGGAAGUGGAGCGCAAUCGUGACCCGAGGGGGCAAAACACGGUCAAGACAGUCAUGGACAGCGAGGGUAAAUCCGAGCAGCAAGCCAAGGAGAAACUCCGAGUCGCGAUCCUGGAGGACGAGCGAAAGUACAAACUCUUAAUGAAACAGUUCGCACUUUCAACUCUAGAUGCCCCGGCACAUGUGCAAAGAUUCCUAGUCAUGCUUGAGGUGCUUCUCGGCGGCCAUCAUAUCUGGUCUGCUGCCUGUGGAAGAUACAAACGUCGCGCUCCAUCUGUGGGGAAUCCCUUCCUUAGGAGAGAAAGCAUCAUACCAAACAGAGUCGAGGACGCGAAUGAGAGAGCCGCGAGUCCCGUAGCCCUGGGCAAUUCGGCUCUCCUGGAUCCAGUGCACUACAUCCAAUCCCUGCCCUCCAAAAACAUGCGGACAAAACUUGUCGACGCCCUGAACCUCUGGUUCCAACUGCCCCAUCACCUAGUGGACACCGUCAAGGGCACCGUGGACGACCUCCAUAACUCGACCCUCAUUCUAGACGACAUCCAGGACUCAUCUUAUCUGAGACGAGGGUUUGCCGCUACACACCAUGUCUUCGGCUCCGCCCAAUGCAUCAACAGUGCGACCUAUCUUUUAGUGCAAGCGGCUUCCCGGUUGAGUGUUCAUAACGAGCAAUAUCCCGCCGUGAUCACCGUCUUUCUGGACGGCCUGAAAGAGCUCGCACUAGGCCAGAGCUGGGAUCUCAACUGGAGGUCCACCGGAUACUGCCCGUCCACCGAGGAAUACAUGGCGAUGGUUGAUGGCAAAACCGGAGUGAUGUUCGAUAUGAUCGUUCGAAUGAUGCACUGCUUCUCAUCAUCCCAGACUGUCCCGGUGUCAGAGUUGAGCCAGCUUACGCAACUGCUCGGCCGGUGGUAUCAAGUGAGAGACGACUAUCAAAACCUGCAAGACGCACAGUACACGGCGCAAAAGGGAUUCUGCGAGGACCUAGACGAAGGGAAGCUAUCGUAUCCGCUCACCCGGUGCACUCCUGCAGACGUGGGAGCUCCUGCAGAAAUUCAAAAAGCAGACCGAUGCCGCCCUUUCCAACCUGGAGGCCAUGACCGGAGUGCGGAAUGA